AUGGCGAAAACAUCAAAAAUCAUUCCUCAAAAGGAGAAAGCUUCUUCAUCGCGGCCGGCCGACGAUAAAAUGCCGGUGGAGCCACGUAUCGAGGAGUGCGGUCCCGGGGUGUGCGAUCUCACUUCCGAUUUCAAGAUCGAGAAACCCUCAUCAUUCCCUGGACGAUGUGAGCCGAUUUAUAGAUACAUAUGCUCGAUAACUGAGGGUGACCUGAAGCAGGUGAAAAAAGAUUGCCAUUGGGAAGGCCUCAGAGACAAUGCUGUCAUAAGUCUGCCCCCACCUGGGGAAGAGGAGGCCCCGAAGCCGGCUAAGAAUAAGAAAAGGAAAAGGGUCUCGCCUUCCGAUACUCCAAAGCCCAAAAAGAACAAGGUUCACAAGUUGAAGCAAGAUGCCGUCGCCCUGUCUGAAAAUAUAGUUCAGCAGCUACGAGAUGAAGAAGAGGAGAACGAAGAUGCCGCCUGCAAGCUGGUGGAUCGAAAGAGGAGCGCCGAGGUCCCAAAGGCCGCCGAGCCGGUAAUGAACGCAAAGGUUCAACCUCGAACUGAGAGGAUCUCGGAAGAUGCCCCGAGCAAAGUCCCCGAGUCAUCAGGGGCUGAGGAUGCCUCCCGGUGUGAUGGGCAGCCGGUGGAUGUACCUGAAGGGGCUAGUUCUGAGGCCCUUCAAAAUGGAGACAACGCCCCAAGUGACUCGCAUGGGGCAAUAGACAUUAGCGAUUCGCCCCUCCCAACAUUUUCCAAGGGGCAAAUUCAGGAAGCCCAGGCCAUCAGGACCCCGAUGUGGGAACAGACCCCAAAGGGGAAAACCUUUUCCGUGGCUACUUUACGGGGGUCGAGGAGACUUCCGAUCUGGGUGAUGUACCGAGCCUUGAUGCUUCAUCGGGAAGCAUUUUCUAAAUCCCGGGCAGAGCUGAACCGAUGUGAGGCUGACCUUAAAAGGCUUACGGAGGAGAGGGAUGCCCUAAAACUUCUUAAUGGGAAAAAAGAAGAGGAGAUCCAGGACCUCCGAGCUGAAUUGGCAAUAGCUCACAAAGGGCAAACCGACUUGAUUGAGCAGGUUCAGCAGAGGGUCAAAAAUAUCGAGCAACUUCGCGAGGAGGCCAAGAUGAAGGUGGCGGAGACUUUGGGGUGGAAGCAGAAUAUGGACCGCCUUGCCUCAGAGAAAGACACUGCUCGGGCCCAGCUAUUUUUUGCCAAACGUCAAAUCCAAAGCAUGAAGGAGGAGAGCUUGGCUCGAGCCAAGAAAAUUGAGGAGCUCGAGGUUCGGUUAGCCGCUGAGCUUGCAAAGGCCACAUCAGAGGCAGAAGGAGUAAAGGCCGAUGCGGAAGCGGUCAAGUCCGUGUACCAAGCUGAUGCUGAAGCCGCUCACGCUCGAGCAAAGGAGAUUUCUGAUGUUGCUCAGAUUCAUGCUCGUGGUUUUGACCUUACCGCCGAUAUCGAGAGCGCGAAAGUGUUAGAGGGCGAAGCCAAAGAUUUGCUCUCUGAUGAUGAUGGUUCCGGGAGCUCGAGUGGAUCCGAGAGUGGAGGAGAUGAAGAUGAGGCUCCCGGGGGAAGAUUAGGCACUUAG
Molecule: messenger RNA, 1563 nt
Organism: Nicotiana attenuata
Lineage: Eukaryota; Viridiplantae; Streptophyta; Magnoliopsida; Solanales; Solanaceae
Exons: 5
Coding region: 1-1563 (520 amino acids)
Source: RefSeq, a predicted model, not a curated record